This is a messenger RNA of Agrilus planipennis (emerald ash borer), 3200 nucleotides long. Its product is annotated as WD repeat-containing protein 44. The transcript is spliced from 9 exons. The record is from RefSeq and is a predicted model, not a curated record. Lineage: Eukaryota; Metazoa; Arthropoda; Insecta; Coleoptera; Buprestidae. Bases 143 to 3097 code for a protein of 984 amino acids. Gene Ontology annotation, molecular function: protein binding.
AAUGACAUUUCUGUAAUGGGAUUGGUCAAACAGAGCUCCUGCUACUUUUUUGACAGAAUGGCGUAGACAAGGACGUAAAUACUAGUAAAAAUAGCAAAUUAAUCGCAAAAAGUCCACGAAUUUAGAUAAAUGUCUCAAGAGUAUGUCCAGCAGUAGUGAUUCCGAAGAAUUUUAUGAUGCUGAAGACAGUGGUGCGUGCCAAUUACAGAGACGAAGUAGUAAAUUAUCAAGAGAGAAUAGCAUAUCAUACAAAGCAAAUUCAGAACCCAACCUAUGUAAAACUGUAAAUGAAGAACAAAACUAUAGAAUUGGAGACAAAAAUAGCAAACAGGAAAAUGGUGAUCUUAUCAAAGCAAACCUAGGUGGUCGUAAACGUUUUAAAGAAUUAAGAAAAAAACUACAAAACGAUGAUGAAGAUGGUCAGGCAUCUUGCAUCACACCACCAGAUAGUCAAACGUCCUCAGUCGAAGGUAUCUUUGCUACAAAUAAUCGCACAUCGCAUCCAUUUCGAAUAAUUGAGCAUGAUGCCCUCAGCUUGCAAAGUAUUAAUUCACUUGGUAGAAUAGGAAGGAUAUUAGGAGGCCUUGUUGAUAACACUACAGCUAAUGUAAAAGAGGCUCAAAUUGGCGCGUCUGCUUCCACAUUAUCGACAAGCUCUGAAUCAGCGUCUAGUUCGAAAAAUGUUGUACAAUAUCAAAAUUUAGCCGCUCUGUCAGAAAAUGCGCAACCACAGAAAGUAAUCGCACUCCAAGAACCUGACGUGAUCGCUAGCACAAAAUCCUCAAACUCCCUAAAAGUUCAGUUGGAAUCAAAGAAGGAGAUUCCUGUUGCACCCCCAAGGCGGAAAAAGAAAAAGAACAAAAAUGUUACUAGUCUCCUUUCCCUUCCACCUGUGGAAUCAACCAGUGCAGGCACAUUCUCUAAUUCUAACUUGGCUAGUCCUGCAAGUACCAUUGAAUCUCUUACUCGAGAAUUCGAAGAUUCGUUAGACAAGAUGCCAACGACUGCAAAUGUGAGAAAGUCCUUACAUUCUGACAAGAGCUCUAUUAGUUCGCAAUCUUCGAAAUCAAGCACAUUGAAAUCAGUACAUUCAUUAGAUUUGAGACAGGCAAUUAAAGGACAGUAUGUAGUUAAACCCCAAGACGAUGAUAAAUUUAAAGCAGCCAAAUCAAGCCGCGAAGAGAUGGAAUUUCUUCAAUUAGAUGAUAGAAAAGAAACCGAUAAACAGCCCAACGUCAGUCCACGGGCGUCUAAAAGUCGAGGAAGCGUAGGACAUAACAGUUUAGGAUCGCACAGUUUUAUUUAUAGGGAUAGUAGGCAUGUCAUGUCAACCGAUUCGAGGGAGCGCCGCAGGUCAGCUGGGGACGAGAACAUGUUAAAACAAAUGAAUAUUUGCGUCCGUACACGUACCGAUUCAGGUAAACGGUUAACCGAUCGAGAAAUUCUAGAACAAGUAACGGUUCUCAACCUGGACACUGGGGAACGGGUUCCGUUAAGUGUAGCGGAAGAAAAACUACCCCAAGGAAUCAAUCCUUUAUCGUUGCACAUAAUGCGUCUGACUUCUGAAUACGUAAGCAAUUCCAGUCUGGAAAAAGAAAAGGAAUCAGACGAGGAAAGCGUGGGAAGUAAGAAGUCGGAACCACCCCCAGGUGAAGAAAAUGAUGCGGAUGUUAGUAGGGUUGUACGGAAACGGACGGCUAAAAUCAAACGGUUUCUUGGGUCGACAGUUAAAAAAACCAUGCACAAGGCUAAGUCUAUCGCGCAAGAAGUGUCGCACGCCCGGCACAAAGAAGACGUGCUCGACAUUAUCGACGAAGUCAAUCCAGGAGAACAAAAUAUUAAAUUAAAGGCAUCUAAUUCACAUAAGGGGCCGUACGAGUUGGAAAAUAUUCAGCAUGUACAGGAGAUUAAAGACGAACACCAAGGUGCCAUUUGGUGCAUGAAAUUUUCUGUUUGUGGACGACUGCUUGCUACUGCUGGACAAGACAAAGUGCUACGGAUUUGGGUCAUAAAUGACGCUUACGUCUUCUUCCAGGAUAUGCGUUCUAAAUACAAUGCUGAAAAGGUCUCACCAACGCCUUCUCAAGAGUCUUUGGUAUCCCACCAUUCGAUAGAUGACAGCAGCCCAGCUGCCCCAGAAACUAGGAAAUCGGAAAAGAACAAGCACAUCUUCGUCUCAAAACCAUUCUGCACGUACACGGGACACACGUCAGAUCUUUUAGAUGUAUCAUGGUCGAAAAACUAUUUCAUUCUCUCCUCCUCCAUGGACAAAACGGUUCGAUUAUGGCACAUUUCUCGUAAAGAAUGUCUGUGUUGUUUCCAGCAUAUCGAUUUCGUGACCGCCAUCGUUUUCCAUCCAAGGGAUGACCGAUAUUUUCUUAGUGGAUCUUUGGACGGGAAAUUAAGACUUUGGAACAUUCCAGAUAAAAAGGUUGCAGUUUGGAAUGAAGUAGAAGGUACAUCACGAUUGAUAACAGCUGCAAAUUUUUGUCAAAAUGGUAAAUUUGCUGUUGUGGGCUCAUAUGAUGGUCGCUGUAUCUUUUAUACAACCGAUCAGCUCAAGUAUUAUACUCAAAUUCAUGUACGAUCGACGCGGGGGCGGAAUGCCACUGGUCGCAAAAUAAGUGGCAUUGAACCGAUGCCAGGUGAAGACAAAAUUCUUGUUACUUCGAACGAUAGUCGCAUCAGAUUAUACGACCUACGAGACCUUAGUUUGUCGUGCAAAUACAAAGGAUACGUUAAUGUUAGCAGCCAGAUAAAAGCUAGUUUUAGUCCGGAUGGUAAAUACAUAAUAAGUGGUUCCGAAAAUCGUGAUAUUUAUGUGUGGAAAACGAACCAUGACUACAGCAAGUUUUCCUCGGUACGAAGAGACAGGAACGAUUUCUGGGAAGCCAUUAAAGCGCACAACGAGGUCGUUACAUGUGCCAUUUUUGCUCCGAACCCUGAAAUGAUAUUAAAGAUGGUCGAGGAGCAAUGUAAAGAUAUGGAUAAGAACGAAAAAGCAGAAAAGGUUAGACAAAUAGUAAUUCAUUAUAGCUUAAAAGUUAAGUUUGUAUUACUAAUAGGUAUUAUUACUAAUGAAAGUACAUCAAAUUAACAUUUGUUGUAUAUUUUACUUAUAACUGUGAGCUCGGAACUGUUUGCACUAUCGCUUAGAGUGGUUAAAAUUUACUUUUGUGAACAAUUUGUUUAAUCACUUU